Messenger RNA from Lentinula edodes (shiitake mushroom), 1778 nucleotides. RefSeq lists its product as uncharacterized. Gene Ontology annotation, biological process: regulation of DNA-templated transcription; nucleosome assembly. The transcript is spliced from 3 exons. The record is from RefSeq and is a predicted model, not a curated record. Gene Ontology annotation, cellular component: nucleolus. Bases 163 to 1488 code for a protein of 441 amino acids. Gene Ontology annotation, molecular function: histone binding; DNA binding. NCBI's taxonomy places the organism in Eukaryota, Fungi, Basidiomycota, Agaricomycetes, Agaricales, Omphalotaceae.
UCUCUCUCGACAACUUUAAGGUGACACCAUCAACAAGCGCAAACAAUAAAUAGUGUAUCAUCGCCUCUUGCCACGACAUAUAAAGUGCCUUUGUUCUCUUCUGUCAUCUCUAGACUGAUUUUCUGCUUGUCCUCUCUUGUCCCCUGUUCAUUGCUGUUCUAAAUGUCGAGUUUUGCCUCUCUAAUGGCGCUUAGCGCCACAUACACCCAAGCCUCCCAGAAUCAAGCUCAGGCUAAGCUUGCUGAACGAAAUCGUAGAGAAGCUGAGCUCAAGAAGAGACGACUCGAGCAGGAGAAAAAGGACAGGGAAAGAGAGGCUCAGCUCAGGUUAAAACACUUUGAACAACAGAAGAAGGAGGAAGAGCAGAAGAAGAAGAAAGAAGAGGAAAGGAAAGCUAUCGAGGCUGCUGUUGAGCGACGGAAAGCUGCUGAGCGAGAGGCACUCUUGCAUGGUCCGGCAAAGAAAACCAGCUCGCACAGAGCCUCCCAAGUUCGACGCAAAGCUCCAGCGGACAAUGACGAUGACAACGACGGUCUGAAAUCAGAACCUCUCACACGAGAGGAACUUCGCGAGCGAAAACUGCAGGCGGAGCUUAGGCGCCAGUUCACCUCUGUUAAGCGAUCAACGACCACCGGAGGGUAUCAGAGACACGGCAGACAUCUUCCUGGCGGAGCUGUGGACGUCACGACGACCGGGCCUCCUGCCCCGAGCUCGAGCGGACAGUCCGUCAAGGCCCGCCUAGCGGCGAUGCCGAACACGUUGACAAAGCUCAAUACUGUCAAACGUGAUACUCGCACUAUCGACGAAAUCUUACAGGAUCGAGCCAAGGCGAAGGAACAGAAAAUACUCGAUGGUCAUGAAGCUCUUGCUUUUGACGACUGGUUUGGGACCAAGAAAAAGGAACAGACUCGUCCUAGCUCAAUAGGCCCAGCUUCUGGUGAAAACACUCCGAAAUCCACUGCCUCUGUAGCGCGUUCAACGGGCACUCCGCCGAUCAACUCGGCGAAGAAAUUGUCUGCAAAACCAACUCCUUCCUCCAGGCCAGUUCCGAAACCUUCGGCCUCUAAACCUAUUCCACGUUAUUCUGAAAAGUCAGAGAAGUACUCUUCUUCGAAAUUGGCAAGACCCAACGCUUCUUCAUCCACUUCUCGUCCUUCUACCUCUAUAUCCAAGAAACGGGCGCGUUCUUCAAGCCGAUCUGAAUCCCCGCGCCCGAAACGUCGCGCUAUAUCGUCAGAAGAACUAGACGACGUAGACAACGAAUCAUUGGAUGUCAGCGGUCUCAUUUGGGGCAUCAUGGGCAAGAAUCGCAGUCACUAUGUAAAUAUGGAUGUUUUCAGUGAUGAUGAAGACAUGGAAGCAGAUGCAAGUGCCCUCGAGCGAGAGGAGAAGCGCAGCGCCCGUAUCGCUAAAGAAGAAGAACUCGUUGCCUUGGAAGAAGAGAGGCGCCACGAAGAAGAUAAGAGACGCCGUAAGAUGCGAGUUUGAACCCUCGUAACAAACAUACACCUCUAAAUAUUUUGUUCAACGACUAAAGAUUAUAUAUAUACAGUUCAUUGUAUCGGUUACUAUAUGGAUCUCCUUCCUUUCCUUUCCACAUAUUGAUAUCAACGUUCACGCUAUGAUCAUACCUACAUCACUGCAAUCGGUUGUGCAUGCAUCUAAACAUAGUUUAUCUUUUUCGGAUUUGUCCUUUGUCUAAUCGUUCAGCUUUCGUUAUACAAUGUACUACCACAGCAUGUAUCCGUUCACAAUACACAGGAUUGUUCACAAGUCAA